CUCAUUUCAGUAGUCACUGGGUUAUCUGUACAGCUGUGAUCGAGUACCCUGGUGCUUCGAUCCUGUCGCCACGUGUGUACGAACCGCCGCUGCCCGGAAGAAAACAAUCCCAUCUUACAAUACCUCGGUUAACGCCUUCGCAGCGCAACUCUCCGCGAUAGAGCCCGACCCUAACCUCGUCCCAAAAAGUCCGGCAGUCAUACCAAAAAUAGCGCUAAUGAGCCGACCAUCAGCAAAGCUUUGCGCAGAAUGCUUCCCAGGCGCGCUCUGGGCUCCACGGGGUGUGCGCCCUGCAAGGCUGCGGGGUGCGGCUCGUGAGAUAUCGUAUGCCACCGAGCGCAUGAUACUUGAUACCCCGAGGUCGAGUCGCGCUUCGCCAGGUUGUGCAUCCUCCGCUCGGAUCCCGCGGCCCCAGUUGGCUAGUCGUUCGCAGAAGACGCGCGGUUUGGCUACGGUCACGGAUGGAGCUGCGGGCGGCGAAAAGAAGUCUUCGGCGGCGCCAAAGGAUGGGCCAUUGGGGGAAUAUAAUAUACGGGUAGAGGAGGGUCGGUUGCGGGAUGAUGAGUACCAGAGAGGCAUCAUGCAAGGUCUCCAAGGCUUGUUCGAAGCACUGAAGGACUAUCACCCACCCAAGGUUGUCCACCCUGAUCCCCAGUCCUUGGACCUUCAACAAAAGCCUUCGUUCUUUGGAUCGCUUUUUGGCGGUUCCAAAAAGGCCGCGAAAUCUACUAUCCCUGAGAACCUUCCGAAGGGACUGUACAUGUAUGGCGAUGUUGGGUGCGGCAAGACUAUGUUGAUGGAUCUAUUCUUCGAUACGCUGCCGCCCAAUAUCAAAGACAAGACCCGUAUCCAUUUCCACAACUUCAUGCAGGAUGUACAUAAGCGCAUGCAUGUGGUGAAGAUGCAGUAUGGAAAUGACUUCGAUGCUCUGCCCAUGGUUGCGGCCGAUAUUGCCCAGACCGCGAGCGUGCUUUGCUUCGACGAGUUCCAGUGUACAGAUGUUGCUGAUGCCAUGAUCCUGAGAAGGCUGCUAGAGAUUCUCAUGUCCCAUGGCAUAGUCCUUGUCACCACCUCCAACCGACACCCUGACGAUUUGUACAAAAACGGCAUCCAGCGAGAGUCCUUUAUUCCCUGUAUAAACCUUCUCAAGACCCACUUGAAUGUUAUCAAUCUCAAUUCUCCAACGGACUACCGGAAGAUCCCCCGGCCCCCAGCCGCCGUUUACCAUUACCCCCUAGGAGAGGACGCGGAGCGUCACGCCCAGAAAUGGUUCGAAUUCUUAGGCGAUCCCAUCAACGACCCCCCUCACGCAGACUCUCAAAUUGUAUGGGGACGCGAAAUCAAGGUGCCCCAGGCCAGUGGCAAGGCUGCCUUGUUCACGUUCCAGCAACUCAUCGGCACAGCCACUGGUGCAGCUGACUAUCUCGAGCUGGUCCGUCAUUACGAUGCGUUCAUUGUCACGGAUGUGCCAUCAAUGGACCACAAACAACGCGACCUGGCACGACGCUUCAUCACCUUUAUCGAUGCGGUUUAUGAAAGCAGGGCCAAGCUAGUCCUCACCUCGGAAACAGCCCUUACAAAUCUCUUCAUGUCAGAUUCCGAGGUCAAGAACACCCUCAAGGGUGACGGCAACCACUCCGAUCUCUCAGACGCGAUGCGUAGCCUGAUGGACGAUUUGGGCAUGUCAGUGGAGACGCUUAAGAAGACAUCCAUCUUUAGUGGAGAUGAGGAGCGAUUCGCGUUUGCACGUGCGCUCUCUCGUCUUUCAGAGAUGGGUAGUAAGGAAUGGGUGGAACGUGGAAUGGGACUUGGUAUGAGCCCAGAACAGAGCAAAGAGGAGCGCGAGGCAUGGCUGAAGACUCGCAGCCAUUGGAGUGAAGAUAACAUGUAA
This is a messenger RNA of Penicillium canescens, 1891 nucleotides long. RefSeq names its product AFG1/ZapE family ATPase. The coding region runs from base 218 to 1891 and encodes 557 amino acids. The transcript has 4 exons. Gene Ontology annotation, biological process: protein quality control for misfolded or incompletely synthesized proteins. The record is from RefSeq and is a predicted model, not a curated record. Gene Ontology annotation, molecular function: ATP binding; ATP hydrolysis activity. Lineage: Eukaryota; Fungi; Ascomycota; Eurotiomycetes; Eurotiales; Aspergillaceae. Gene Ontology annotation, cellular component: cytoplasm; mitochondrion.